AUUUUUUAAGAAUUAAUUUUUCUACAAAAUUGUGUAAUAUUUAAAGAAAAUAAGCAAUAAUAAGGUCUUAAAUAAGCUAUAAGUUAAGGAAAUUGCUGGUGUAGAGAUGAAGUUCAAACUAUCAUUGGUCGUACUAUUAAUUCUAAGUAUUAAUUUGGUUAAGUGUGAUGAAAAUGACGAUGAAUUUGAUGAUGGAGUGACAGUCGAGGAAGAAGUCGAACCAGUGGUAAGUCAAAAAGAAGAAAAGAUUGAAUAUCAAAGUCCAUAUCCUGACAAUAGCAAGUUUCACUUGGCUGAACAUUUUGAUGAUUUAAAGCGAUUUGAGGAGAAGUGGAUCAAGUCACAAGCUAAGAAAGACGAUAUAGCCGAAGAAAUUGCAAAAUAUGAUGGCAUUUGGAAUCUCGAAAGUCCUACAAGAAACAUUCUUGAAAAUGAUCUUGGAUUAGUUUUAAAGUCAAAAGCUAAACAUGCAGCAAUCUCUUCUCGUCUCAAUAAACCUUUUAAAUUUGGCAGCAAACCAUUAGUAGUACAAUACGAAGUAACACUCCAAGAUGGACAGGAAUGUGGAGGAAGUUACAUCAAGUUACUUUCAUCAGGAAGUGAUACAACAGAUUUAAAAUCAUUCAAUGACAAAACUCCAUACACAAUCAUGUUUGGACCAGAUAAAUGUGGAAAUGACGUCAAAUUACACUUUAUUUUGCGACACGUGAAUCCAAAGAAUGGAACUAUUGAAGAAAAACAUAGCAAGAAACCAAAAGAUCGUAUCGAAGAACCAUUUAAAGAUAAGCAACCUCAUUUGUACAAACUCAUCAUUAAUCCAGAUAACACAUACAAAAUUUUCGUUGAUCAUAUUGCCGUUAAUGAAGGACACCUAUUAAGAGACUUGAAUCCACCAAUAAACCCACCAAAAGAGAUUGACGAUCCCAAAGACUUUAAGCCAGAAUCAUGGGACGAACGCGAAAAAAUUCCAGACCCAACCGCAGUCAAACCAGAAAAUUGGGACGUUCCACCUCAAAUUGUUGAUCCUAAUUCGUCAAAGCCUGAAAAUUGGCUCGACGACGAAGAAGACAUGAUUCCAGACACAACAGCUGAAAAACCAAAUGACUGGGACGUAGAAUUAGACGGUAUUUGGGAACCACCUAUGAUUAAGAAUCCAUUGUGUGAGAAUGCAGCUGGCUGUGGAAAAUGGGAACCACCAAUGAUUGCUAAUCCAGAAUAUAAAGGCAAAUGGCGAGCACCUUUGAUUGACAAUCCAAAUUAUCAGGGAAAAUGGUCACCGAAGAAAAUUGUAAAUCCUGACUUCUUCGAGGACAAUGAUCCAUUCUCACGAAUUACUACAAUCUCUGCUGUUGGUAUCGAAUUGUGGUCUAUGAGUAGUGACAUUCUCUUUGACAAUAUUGUCAUUACUGACGACGAAAGCCAUGCUACAGAUUGGGCUGAAAAAACUUAUGAUCUCAAGCGUAAACAUUUAGAUAAACAAGCUGAAACAUUUGUCCAAAAAAUGAAGAAAAUUGUUAACGAAAGUCCAUGGAUAGUAGCUCUUUUAGUCGUAGUUAUUGGACUGCCAGUCUCGAUUAUUUUGUAUAUGCUGUGUUCAUCUUCACCAAAGAAGAUUGAAAACCCCAAAAAGACUGAUGAAAUGACUGCUGAUGAUACUUACGAAGAACCUCAAGCAACAGAUAAAAAGAGUAAAUUUGAUUUAAACGAGCCAGAAAUGGAACAGCUGGAAGUUAACGAAGAUGUACAGGAAGAAAAUGUUGAGCAAGAGCAAGAAGAGCCUGUAGAGGAAGUAAAAGCAGAGCCAACAAGAAAACGAAAGCCACGAAAGGAAUAAAAAAAAGUAAAACCUCAGAGAUCUUUGAUAGUAAUUCUCUCAAUACUGUAACAGAGAAACAGUCAGACAUUCAAUAAUUUAUCAAAUAUGCAAUAAUAUUUUGCACUUUUCAUUCAUUUUCCUGUUUUCACUUUUCUUUUUGUUUUCAUUAUUGGUAAGAAUGAUUAGUUUGAAUAUGAUUUAUAGAGUAAAUAUGUACUAUUUGUUUUUCAUUGCAUGCUUUUGCGAUUGAUUGUUCUAAAUAAAAUUAAACUUAUUGAAAUUAAUUUAAA
Chironomus riparius is the source of this 2106-nucleotide messenger RNA. NCBI's taxonomy places the organism in Eukaryota, Metazoa, Arthropoda, Insecta, Diptera, Chironomidae. The record is from the annotation of a GenBank genome assembly.